Messenger RNA from Mauremys reevesii (Reeves's turtle), 3912 nucleotides. RefSeq names its product deubiquitinase DESI2-like. NCBI's taxonomy places the organism in Eukaryota, Metazoa, Chordata, Testudines, Geoemydidae. The transcript is spliced from 6 exons. The record is from RefSeq and is a predicted model, not a curated record. Gene Ontology annotation, biological process: protein deubiquitination. Gene Ontology annotation, molecular function: deubiquitinase activity. The coding region runs from base 47 to 781 and encodes 244 amino acids.
UGAGCAGGCAGGUGCCUGUGGAGGGUUGGGGGGGGUCUGUAGGGGAAUGGUAUUCCAGGUGAGCCAGUCUGGUGCUGAGUGUUUGAUACCAGAAGAAGGGGAAAUACUCAAAGAUCUGGUUGGCUGCGAGCUGGCAGAGAGCCUGAGCGACGCCUCCAACUCCGAUGAGGUCAUCCCAGCUCCCCUUUUUGGCUACUACAGGCAAGAUCUGCGCUGCCUCAGCAUUAAGUACUGGAUAAAUGAAUACACCUCUACCUUGGGGAUUGGGGUCUUCCACUCCGGCAUCGAGAUCUACGGCAGAGAAUUUGCCUAUGGAGGGCAUCCUUAUCCUUUCAGUGGGAUUUUCGAGAUCACACCUGGCAGUGCGGUAGAGCUUGGCGAGACCUUUAAGUUCAAAGAGUCCGUUGCCUUGGGCACCACUGACUUCACAGAAGAGGAUGUGGAUAAGAUUAUGGAGGAGCUGGGCAAGGAGUACAAGGGCAAUGCGUACCAUCUUAUGCACAAGAACUGCAAUCACUUCUCCACCGCUCUAGCAGAGAUCCUGUGUGGGAAGGAGAUCCCCCGUUGGGUGAAUCGCCUAGCCUACUUCAGCUCGUGCAUCCCUUUCCUCCAAAGUUGCCUCCCCAAGGAGUGGCUGACCCCAGCAGCCUUGCAGAGCCACAUCAACCUCGGCCUCCACAAGGAAGAGCAGGGAGACACAACAGAUGAAGAGUCCCCGUCCACUUCUGCGGCUGCCUCAGCCUCAGGCACCUCGCGAACCUGUAGGCAUACCCGGGUCUAAGUUGUGCCCAACAUGCUCCCUUCUCUCACUCUCUUCUAUUUCUUUCUAAUUUCCUCUCUUACAGCACCUUUCUUUCUCCUUCUUUUCUUCGCCCAAGAACAUUGGGGGAAACCCACUUUAAUGAGAAGACGAGCUCCUGAUCCUUCUCGAAGGGUUGUCACUACUAUUGCUUGGCAAAAUGAUGCUGAACUAUAGCAUUGUGCUGACGAGUGUGGUGGCUAACCUGGAUUCUCCUCCCAAGGCCCCCUGUGCUCCUUGAUCCACAGAGAACUGUUGACUUUGUGGGCACAAGAGCAUGGGACUGGAGGGGAACCCUACUGUGAAGUUCCUUGGCUGGAACUGUUUUUAUUCUUUUAUCUCCCCCUCUCUCUCCUCUCCAGUUCUGUCAAGGCUGCCCCCCACCUACAGCGUUCCUCCUGGACAUAUCAAAUGAAGGAAGCAGAACCUCAGCUUGACUUUCUCAUCUCUAAGACCAGCAACAAGGUCCUACAGAUCUUCUUUUUUUUGUAAUUACCAGGUUUCUAAAUUGUUCGAAGGACAAGUGAAAGGUACUGCUGUUCUACAACCACCAGUUUUCUGUGUUAGAAUUUAAGAGAUCAGAGGACUGCCCUCCCCCCAACAACAAUACCAAAUUUACCUAGAAAACAAAUGUGUAAUGGUGAUUUUUAUUUGGUUACAACAAGGGGUGGGGGCUAAUGCUUGGGGGUAGCUACUAAGUAGAUGCAGGGGUGGCCUCUCGUGGAUUGGUUCUCUUAGUUCCCCUACCCAAGUCACCAGUUUUGCAUCCCUUGUUUGCUGUUUCCCUUCCUUUUCAGUGGGGUGUUAAAUCUGUCUUCUGGCUGGCUAGCCAGCUGCCUCUGGCACCAGGUGUUUUGGGGAGGGACUUUUGGAGUGAGAGGGUGGUGAGAGGGAAUCCCUUGGGCAGAUUGCUAUUUUCAGCAGUCUUUCUUCCCAGAACCACAGAACCCAACAUAUGGGUCCCUUGGCAGCCAUCUACCCAGUCUAAAUUUAAAGCCAAGCCAGGAAGGCGAAAACUGUCUAGACGGAGAAUAAACCAGAAGAAUUGACAUUUGUUCCCCUGCCUCAGAGGCUGUUUUGGGAGGGAGAGGGCAGCUUGGAAUCCUGUCAGGAAGCAGAGGAUGCUGCACCAUGUACAUCCCCAUGGCAUCUUUUGUUACAUAACACUCUUUAUUUCAGUCGUUUGGGAUAGAAAAGGGGCAAGGCUGGUUGACCAAGCACUGCAGCAUUGGUUCAUAGAUGUAUUAUGCCCAUGAUGAUGGUUUCUGUGGUGGAGGGAAGAUGGAAAAGGGAGCAGGUAUGCCAAUUCCAUUAUUCAAUCACCUGACCAGGAAUUAUGUUCAAAGGCUACACCAGCAUGGAAAAGGAAAAUCUAGAUCCCUCUUCCCCCACCAGCUAUGCAGAAGAGGAAGACAAAAGAGCCUGAGGAUGCGAGUGUAAUGUAUUGACUUAGGGCCUGAUUCCUGGAAGUGCUGCGCACCAGCUGCUCCAGCUGAAGACAGGAGGAGCUCUGGGUGCUCAGUGCCUUUGAAAAUUAGGCUGUUAAUGUGGAUAAUCCUGUCUCCUGCUGGUGGUCAGCCACAGUGAGAAUAACAGCCUGCUAAUUACAACCAGCUAUGCAAGCUACUCCAUUAUCUCAAGUUUAUAGAAAUUGUGGGCUUGGUAUUGAAAGUCCUGGGUUUGAUCCCCACUGAUAUGCCUAGUGUCUGUACAUACAUGGCCUCAGUUUGCUACGUGUGUGUAUCUAUAUGUCCAGAGAGAUAAGGAAUAAUGAGAACCCUGUGAAGAGAUUGGGACAACUGCUGCAUUCUUGGCAUGGUAGCAGACUCUAGGGGCUUUUGAUGGUCAGAAAUUCAGUCCUUACAGUAUGGUCUAACCGCAUCCCCCUACAAUGAUGCACAUGUGUACAAUGAAACUUUUACAACAUGCUUCUAAUGUUUCAUAAUCUCUACAAUGAAUAUUAAAGAGCUGUAGUUCCUAGUAUCCCUGCCCAGAUGCAAAGUCACAUUCUCUGUUAACCUUGGCUACCCCUGGCUGGUACCCACAAUCAGUACCGCCUUGUCAAUUAUUCCACUGCUCUUGGCAUAGCUACCCAGAACCAGCACCACACUCUAUUAUCCUGGGUUCCUGGUGUAGUUGCAUAGAGCCAGCAUCACAUUCUCUAUUACCCUGGUUUGUUCCGCGAUGAUUUACUAGGGUCAGCAUCAUAUUCUCCAUUCAGGGCUGGCUCCAGGCACCAGCACAGGAAGCAGCUGCUUGGGGUGGCCAAUGGGAAAGAAUGAAGCAGCGUGGUAGAGCUGCCGCUGAAGUGCCACUGAUCGCAGGUUUGUUUUUUUUCUUCGCUGCUUGGGGCAGCAAAAAAGCUGGAGACAGCCCUUUCUCCAUUAUUCUGAAGUUGCCAGAGCUGCUGCCGCCCAGACACAACAUUACACAAUACAGAACCGCACACUUGGUGGCCCUGCAGUGACUUGUGUCACUGCCUAAACCAGCCAUGCAAUCUCCAUUUUUUUUAAGUUCCCAGGGUCGCUGCCAAAAACCAGCAUUGUGACCGCAGGUAUGUGCAGUGACUGGAAGGAACCAAGUGGAGGUCUCCCGGAGCUCUCAUUUGGCGAGGGAACACUGCAGUCAGAUUAAGAGGUAAUAGCAAAUAGUCCCUGAUUGACUGCCAUCCAUCCAUCACCCCAACCUGCCAUCUUGCAUCUGAUCUCAUAUGAAGUAUCACAUUGGAAGUCCCAGGUGGAAUCAGGGCUCCAGUGACAUACCUUUCCUAAGGAAAAUGCUUUCUCAAAAUGUUUUACUAAACAGCAUACAUAACUAGCUUUAUUUUAAUCCAGGCAAGCGGCAUUCUUCCUCCAUUCAAGCCUUUGGGGAGAGGAGACAUUCUUGAGGUUGCAGGACACUCCUUUGGUGCAAGCUGUUAGCACUAUAAAAAGAUAAUUUUUUUUUGCAAUGGGGACAAGGAGGUGAAAGAGAAUCAAACCAUCACUGUGGCUAAUUCAUAGCUCAGAACGUGUUCUAGUCCUCAAGACUGCUGCUUACCUCCCCACGCUGGCCAAGCUACCUGACCAACUUUAGGUGACCAGAAUAAAGAAAAGCGACACUGUGGAAAUCAA